AUGUUCCACUCCGGGGAAUGCCUGAGAUUCACGGAGAAGGAAAUGACUUUCACUAUCCCGGAUGGCUUUCCAACGGACGGAGUCAUCCACCAGUUACGGGUCUUCAAGGACUGGAAUGAGACCUACAAAGUAGAGGAAUUUAAGAUCAAGAAUCCUUCGAUUCCCCCUGUGUGGAUCGAUCCUUCCUCUGGGGUGAUCUUUGCUCGGCCGGACUUCAUCCAAAGGCUCAACAGGACCAGAGAUGGGAAGCAAGUGGAAGUGGAAGCUUGUAUAAACAGGACGUGCGACAGCAUGAAGCUCCACUUCGUUGCAGCUGGGGUCCCUGCCGAUUGCAGCAACGGAUCUAUCAAUGAGGACGUGUGCUUCCACGAAGAGCAUGCCUUCCAAGUGAAGGAGAACUUGAAAGGAGUGGUCUUGGGUGAUCUUAGGCCGAAGGUCAUGCAGACUCUCUGUCCUGACCUCAACAUCUCCUAUUACAUCGUAUCAGAGCCUAACUGGGGAGUUCGGGUGAGUUGGGAUGGUAAGUUGGAGACGACUUUCGAACUGGAUCGGGAGGACCUGGUCAAGGCGAACGAGAACCAGACUUUCGUCCUGCAAGUCCGAUGCUUUGUUCAGAAUGAUGUCCCUGGCAUGGAACCUUACACCUUCAAGCACGAGAUCCAGGUGGAAGUCCUGGACGAAGAUGACAAUCCCCCCGAACUGCUCAUCUCGGAUCUUCGUCCCAUCGACCUUUCAUGCCACUCCCUUAAAGAGGGAGACAAUUUGAAGACGAUAAUGACGGAGGUACCGAUUUCGGAUGCUGACAGCGUUCUGGUCAACUCGUUUCAAGUGAGAAUGCUAGGGGAUGAUCUGGGGAUUUUCAAUCAAUCUUCCCUGAAAAUAAUCUCCCAUAAUUUCAGGACCCUUGUUGAAGUCGAUCUUCCGGUGGGAAAAAACAUGAAUGUAAAUGACCUCGAAGCGUUGCCAAAGGGUGUCUACAACGUGAGCAUCGUGGUAGAAGACACCAGUCUUCAUAAUCCUCAUGCUUCCAACAAAGUGACUUUCGAAAUCCACCUACUAUCGAGGAAGGAGAUGAUAAAGACGAGAGAGGAGAUGUUGGAAGGGAUAAGGGAGGCCCUUGGGGCAUAUCCCAUAAGUGUCCAAGUGCCCAAGAACACAAAAGGGAUCUUCCGCCUCCCUAUCAAUUCCACUGCUCGUCCUUCGUGGAAUUCCUCUUUCUCCCUCCCGUCGUCGGCGAGUGGUGUCUUUCGUAUAACCCCGGAGACAGGAAUCAUCUACAUCCCAGACCUGCUUGACUUGAAUGUCGGCAUGGAAGUGGAGAUGAAGGAGGUCCUCGUCCAGUUUAGGGAGCAUUCAGAGCCUUGGAGCAUUCCCGUGAACAUCUCGGUCCGUGUGGAAUCCAGCAGCUCCCCCUGUUCCCAUGCCACCACCCGUCAAUGUGCCAGCUUCGAGGACCCCGAGUCUUGCAGUGGAGAAUGCGGCUGCUUUUGGAGGCAAGGGAAGAACACGACGAAUCCUACGAACCUCUAUUCUACGUGUUCUCAAGACCUUCACACUUGUCCUGAUGGCCGUUGUGACGAGUUGGAACAACUUCACCCUUGGCUCUGCCCACAGGACUGUGCACGCACCGUGGUGGGAUUGGGGCAUUCCCCAGGGAUCACAUGUGAUGGAGAACGAGGAAUCUUCCAUGCACGAGGAGUUUGUAGCUGCUUGAAAGAUGACGAGUGCUCCUGCAAGGAUGCCACAAAUGAAGAAGAGGAGGAGCAUUUGCCGCCGGAAUGCUUGAGGACGGCAAAAGGCUUGGAAUAUAUCGGCCACAUGAACAGGAGUUGGUCGGGGAAGCUCUGCAUCGUUUGGCAUCACGCCUCGCUCUUGGAGGAAGUCAACGAAGACGGGAUCAUGGACCCGAUCCCUCCGGAAAACUAUUGCCGGAACAUGAAGAACCAUGACCGUCCCUGGUGCUUCGUCGAUUCUCUCAAAGGAAUCAUCUGGGAAUACUGCAACAUCCCGAGGUGCACCGGACACGGACCAGACGGAAAUCCACUCCUGGUUUCAAAGCCACCCAUCCACCUCCUGUGCUCCUGUAAUGAUAAGGACCCAAGUAACACAGCAAUGUUCUAUGGCAGUGAUGCACAACCCGCGGCCCGCAGAGACCCUUUUUGCGGCCCCUUGGAUGCCUCCGCUUCGGUGGAUGCAGGGGGACAUUUUGUAAGGGAUGCUUUCCGAGAAACUUCCAAAGAGAGCCUCUUAAUCCCAUAUGAUGUACAGCCAAGUCGGUGGAAGCGUAAAGCGAACAAGAGACUCCUGGCCGUGGUAGCUUACUGGACGGGACAAGGAAACAAUGGAGAGGGAGAGUCCAGUUCCUACAAUACCUCUGUUUAUCCUCAAACCAUUUCAACGAGGGAACCCUCCACAGUCUACAGCAGUGACGUCGCCUACCUUGUGCAGGACUCAUCCAUCUUCCGUUCGAUUUCUGACAUCUCCACCCUGGAUCCUGCCAUGGCCGCUAAUGUUAUCAACUGCCAUCUCUCUGGACCGUGUGCAGACCCAGCUCCCCUGGAUAGAAGUCGCCUCCCAUCUUUCCUGCCUCCUGGCCCGCCUCUCGAGGCAAUUGCAAACCUCCGUGGUCUAACCAAGGACUCAUCCAUCUUCCGUUCGAUUUCUGACAUCUCCACCCUGGAUCCUGCCAUGGCCGCUAAUGUUAUCAACUGCCAUCCCUCUGGACCGUGUGCAGCCCCAGCUCCCCUGGAUAGAAGUCGCCUCCCAUCUUUCCUGCCUCCUGGCCCGCUUCUCGAGGGUGUGGACAAGAAAUGGGAAUUCCCGCGGAAUCGGCUGCACCUGGAGACGGUUCUGGGCGAAGGAGAAUUUGGAAGAGUUCUCAAAGGUCAAGCACUUGGGAUCCUUCCUCAUGAACCAGGAUACAGGACGGUGGCUGUUAAGAUGCCGAAAAAUCCAGGCAACGCAAUAGAAGAAAGGGACUUAUUGAGCGAAUUCCACUUAUUGAAGGAUGUGUCUCACCCAAAUGUUAUUCGGGUGCUGGGGAUCGUGACACAACAAGGAGGACCUGUCAUGUUGAUCUUGGAAUUCUGCAAAUACGGCUGUCUCCGGAGUUAUCUGAGAAAGUGUGUAGGGGGCGAGGAGUUUGAGGAGAAUGAAGCUGGGAGUGGAGAGAGCUUGACCCCCAAUGACAUCCUCUCCAUUGCCUGGCAAAUCGCUCGUGGCAUGGCCUACAUUGCUAACAUGAGGUUGGUGCACAGGGACUUGGCAGCCAGGAAUGUUUUGUUGGCCGAAGGCCGUCAGUGCAAGAUCUCCGACUUUGGUCUAACCCGGGAUGUCUACGAAGGCGAUAUAUACAUGAAAAUCAGCAAGGGCAGAGUGCCAGUCAAGUGGAUGGCACCAGAAUCCCUAGUGGAUGGGGUUUACACGAGUAAAUCCGAUGUUUGGAGCUUUGGGGUGCUCUUAUGGGAAUUGACCACCAUGGGUGCUUCCCCGUAUCCUGGAGUCCCAUUGGAGAACCUCGUCUCUUUGCUGGAGUCGGGAUAUCGCAUGUCCAGACCCACCUCAUCCGCUCCGGAAUUGUACUCAUUGAUGAAGUCGUGCUGGACCUACAAGCCUGCGGAACGGCCCGAUUUCCAGACACUCUCAGAUAAGCUGGAAGAGUUGCUUCAAUCCAGCUCUGAGUAUCUGGAAGUGAAACAACCCUGCGCUUCGAACGCCAUGUAUUUCCUCCCGUCCUCCGAAGAGCCAACAGCAGAGAGAGAAAGAGAAGUAAAAGUGGAGGAACACGAGGAAGUCGAUCCCUCUAACGCGAACCGCCUCGUCGAUGAAAGCGCCCCGCUCGUGUUUGCAGGUCAGCAGGACGGCCCUUGCUACGACGUCAGCUCCCCGCCGAUCCCCCCCUGCCACUGCGGACUGGCGAUGUGCGAAUACGGCGACGCGGACGAGGCCGAAUGCUUCGUCCGAUGCCACGAGAAUUACCCGAACGAAUUCGUCGUCGGCGUCUGCCACAUCAGCGAUGACAACUGCCUCUGUUACUGCUCUGAAACGUCUACACUCCCAGAAGAUUGUCCAGGUGAAUUCUCGCAUUGA
Molecule: messenger RNA, 4089 nt
Organism: Darwinula stevensoni
Lineage: Eukaryota; Metazoa; Arthropoda; Ostracoda; Podocopida; Darwinulidae
Source: the annotation of a GenBank genome assembly